Molecule: messenger RNA, 524 nt
Organism: Brassica rapa (field mustard)
Lineage: Eukaryota; Viridiplantae; Streptophyta; Magnoliopsida; Brassicales; Brassicaceae
Product: CLAVATA3/ESR (CLE)-related protein 20
Source: RefSeq, a predicted model, not a curated record
AUGGAAGUUUGUGCAUCACAGCUUCUUGUUUCUCAUAAUCAUACCCUCUCUAUCUCUCUCAUAACAAGAAAAAGUUAGAAUAUGAAUCCAGGACGUCUUCUUUGUUUCAUUGGUUGUAUCUUCCUCGUUGUCUCAUCUGAAGCUUCAAGAAUUCACGUUGAAAGAAGACGCUUCUCCUCCAAACCUUUAUCUAGCCAAGAAAGAGGGUUUCUCCCUUCUCAACCCACCCUGCCUGUCAUCUGCGCCGGAGAAAUUUUACCGGAGAAACGGAAGGUGAAGACGGGAUCAAAUCCUUUGCACAACAAGCGAUGAGGAAAAGUCAGAUAAUUAGUUUCUCUAAACACUUUUAUAUCUCUCUCUUUGUCUUCUUAACCACAUAGAUAUAUAUCACAUAUGUAUAUCUACUACACAUAAUAUACAUUAACGUAGGGUUUAUCCAAUCUUUUUGUUUCUCUUCUCAAUACUUAGAUGUUUAUAAGAUGAUAGAGCGUGAGAUAAUCAAUAUUUUACAUCCAGCUUUAGUU